UAAUCCUUCCCAAUUUCAUAACCGUUCACUUCAACCGCACUUCACAGUUGAGCUAACUGUGGUGAGUUCUUUAUCUCACACUCACAAAAUAGGAAGAAAUUCAGCAGAGAGAAUUAUAAUUAAUUAUGAUUACUGUAAUCCCACAAUCCUCAGCGCUGAACCCCUUUCAAUUAUCCCAAUUAUAUAACAGCAAUUGCCUCUUCCAGUCUUCAAUUUCCCCUAUCAGGGUGAAAUUCACCCUGAAACGACGUCGUUUUCACAUUCAAGCCUCUUCUCUAGUCCUCCCACUUCUUCCGUUCCCAAUUGACCAGGUGCUUGUUCCAUCUGAGGCUAAAACGCUUCAUCUUUAUGAAGCGAGAUAUCUGGCGCUGCUGGAGGAGGUUAAAAAAAGCUUAAUUUGUUUUCUUUCUUUAUUUAAGAAGAAAAAGCUAUUUGUACAUUUUGUAUUAGAUCCCAUCAUGCUUAGUGAAACAUUGGAGGAAGCAUCAUUUGCUGCUAGAUAUGGUUGCUUGGUCAAAAUAGAGAAAGUUGAACAACUAGAAGUUGGAGCAUUAGUCUCGAUAAGGGGGGUUAGUCGUGUCAAAAUAUUGGAAUUUAAACAGGUAGAACCUCACUUGACAGGUGUAUUCAUACCACAGCAAGACGAUGUUUCACUCGAAAUUACAGAAGUGCAUUCUAAAGUUUUGGAAUUAAAAGAAGCUCUUCACAGUUUGAAUAGAUUGGAGAUAAAGUUGAAGGUCCCUCAGGAGGCAUUGAUGCAGACUCAGACAGCGAAUUCUCUGAUUUGGGCUGAAACGGCACUGGACCUGGAAUGUGACAACGCUUUCAUUCCGUCUGUGGCUGAGCGUGUUUCCUUUUCAGCACUUCAAGUGGUUUCAGGAGGAACUAAAUCAGAAUGGCUGAAGUUACAGAAAGAGAAGGUUAGAGCAAUGGAAAUGAAAGAUACAGUAGAAAGACUGAACAAAUCCAUAGAAUUGGUCAAAAAUAAUAUCAACACGGUUGCAGCUAAGCUCGCCAUUCAAUCUAUACGUUAGUCCAUACACAAUAUUAUAAUAGACAAGAUUUUAGCAUUUUUCUUCGAUGACAGCAUACAGGUAGUAGUAUCUGUUCCAGAGAAAUAUUUGGUCCCAAACGAAGCCAAAUUGUAACGUGAAUUGAAUACUCGUUUAGUGAUGCGAUUCUGGAAGAGAAAGUCGUAAUAUAGUUGGACAAAUUUCUAGUUUAGAUAUAGUGAACUUAGUUCGAUGAAUUUUACAAUUUGGAGUGUGUAUGACAAUGAUGAGAUACCAUCAAAUUUCUUUACAUUAAUAGUGGUUGCAGUAA
Molecule: messenger RNA, 1323 nt
Organism: Olea europaea var. sylvestris
Lineage: Eukaryota; Viridiplantae; Streptophyta; Magnoliopsida; Lamiales; Oleaceae
Exons: 7
Coding region: 126-1034 (302 amino acids)
Source: RefSeq, a predicted model, not a curated record